Molecule: messenger RNA, 1141 nt
Organism: Saccoglossus kowalevskii
Lineage: Eukaryota; Metazoa; Hemichordata; Enteropneusta; Harrimaniidae
Product: deoxyribose-phosphate aldolase-like
Biological process (GO): carbohydrate catabolic process; deoxyribonucleotide catabolic process
Cellular component (GO): cytoplasm
Molecular function (GO): deoxyribose-phosphate aldolase activity
Source: RefSeq, a predicted model, not a curated record
UUAGAAACAUGGCAGGCCCAGUGAAUCCAGGAAUUGAUCUCGACUUAGAAUGGGUGCAAAAUGUCAAGGUUAAUUUGCCUGCAGUAAAGAAACGAGCUGAUGAAAUUAAGACAAAACGAACUGUAAAGAAACAAUGGCAGGCUGCAUGGUUAUUAAAAGCAGUAACUUGUAUUGAUUUGACAACCUUGUCUGGUGAUGACACAUUUACUAAUGUGCAGCGUCUUUGUUAUAAAGCCAAGCAUCCAAUCAGAGCUGAUCUACUGAAAGCAAUGGACAUGCAAGAUAAAAUAUAAAAAAUGUUGAUUUCUCUGAUGUUAAAUAUUCAUAUUUCACCAUGUGUUCUAAUUGUUAUUAUAUCUGUAGUUGCCACUGGUUUUCCAGCUGGUCAGACUCCGCUGCAACAAAGGUUAGCUGAAAUUAAACAAGCAGUUUCUGAUGGUGCAGGUGAAAUCGACAUUGUGAUCAACAGGACCUAUGCACUAGCAGGAAAUUGGAAAGGUGUCUAUGAUGAGAUAAAAGCAUUCAAGUCAGUUUGUGGUGAUGUACACAUGAAAUCAAUCCUAGCAACAGGAGAACUAGGAACACUUACAAAUGUCUACAAAGCUAGUCUGGUUGCUAUGAUGGCUGAAAUAGAUAGAUGCACUGGCAACGCCAGAAGCUCACCGCCGGUAUUAUCUCCUCAGUUUACGAGGCGGAUUUGUAAUCAGUGUACCCAGCAAUUGGAAUGGAACCUGCAUACAAGGGUUGGAUUCAAACCAGCUGGUGGCAUCCGUACAGCUAAAGAUGCUUGCUCCUGGCUAGCGUUGAUGAAAGAAGAACUGGGCAAUGAUUGGUUGACACCAACAAUGUUCCGAUUUGGUGCCAGUGGGCUACUAGGAGAUAUAGAGAGGCAACUAUUUCAUUUUGUGACUGGACAUUAUGCUGCAUCGCAUGAAUUGGCUAUGGCUUGAUAUGACUGUGAUAAAUGUCUAUUGUAGAUGCAUUAAACAAAUGGAUGGAUGUUAUAACUUAGAUAGAAUUAUCAAUAGAAAUCCUGUUUAUAAAACAUAAGGCCAGACUUGUAUUAUCCCUUGUUUCGCAAACCUGCUGAAUGAACAGGAGCAAAAAAUGAAAUAAAAAUAAAAUUUUAUUGCUAAAAAAA